This is a messenger RNA of Sebastes umbrosus (honeycomb rockfish), 5198 nucleotides long. RefSeq names its product zinc finger FYVE domain-containing protein 1. The coding region runs from base 110 to 2074 and encodes 654 amino acids. The transcript is spliced from 12 exons. The record is from RefSeq and is a predicted model, not a curated record. Lineage: Eukaryota; Metazoa; Chordata; Actinopteri; Perciformes; Sebastidae. Gene Ontology annotation, molecular function: metal ion binding.
GUCAGCAGCACACGCGUUGUUGUUGUGAUUGAUAGACAGAGAGGAGUCAUGUUGAACUUUCGCUUUGCUUUUCGCCUUCACAAAUGUGUUUUAAGUGAUUGAAACAACGAUGUCCGACAUACUGAUGAAGGAAAUGGAGAGUAUCUCGAUCCAGGCGAAGGAGGAGGAGAGUCAGGACGGUUCCCGGAGCUUUCUGCUGGUGGAUGAACAAGAAAACCUGAAGGUCCGCGAUGAGACUGAGUUUGUGGACAGACUCGGCUGUGGGGACGUGGCAGGAGUCAAGGUCCUCUCUAUCUUUGGCAACACCGGCGAUGGCAAGUCCCACACCCUCAACCACAUCCUGUUCGGGGGUGAGAGUGUGUUUUACACCUCCAAGUCCCCCAGCUCCUGUACAGUGGGAGUGUGGGCCGCGUACGACCCCACACUCAGCCUGGUCACCCUGGAUACGGAGGGCCUGUUGGGGGCCGCAGCCAAUCAGAACCAGAGGAUGCGGCUGCUGCUAAAGGUAUUGGCAGUGUCUGAUAUAGUAGUCUAUCGUACACGGGCAGAGCGCCUCCACAACGACAUGUUCCAGUUCCUGAGCAACGCCUCGGGGGCCUACCUGAAGCACUUCACCCCGGAGCUCAGAGCCCUCUCGAGCCGCUGUGGUCUGGAUGUGCCCCUCUCUACUCUUGGGCCCGCCGUCAUCGUCUUCCAGGAGACAACGCACACCCAGUUGCUCGGUCAUGAUUCGAAGAUGACCGGCCAGGCCGACACGCUGCUCCAGAAGCGUUUUCACGACCUGAACUUGGGGACGGAGGCCUUCAGCUCGGUGCAGUACGUUGGGACCCAGACCAUCACACCCCCCACUGACUACAACAGGCUGCUGGAGGCCGUCAGGCAGCAAGUGAAGAACACUCACACACGCUCCCCCCGCCAGCCCACGAUAGUGUUUCACGCUCUGGAGGCCCUAGGUGAGCGUUUCUGUGGGGAACUGUCAGACGAUAAGCUGACCCCCUUCUCCUUCUUCCCAGACGAGUACUUCACCUGCUCCGCUGUCUGCCUCAGCUGCAACAUUCGCUGUAAAAAUGGAAUGAACCAUCUGAGAGACAGGGUCCCCCACAUGGCAGAUGGACUGUGCCAGUAUGCACACCAGUUCAACAACAAGGUCCUUAUCUGUAAGAGGUGCUAUGAAGGAGGCAGAGAGGUGAUCGUCCUGCCCAAGACGUCAGCUUCUUCUGACAACCAAUGGUUUGGACUGGCCAAGUAUGCCUGGUCAGGCUACGUGUUGGAGUGUGCUAGCUGUGGUGUAAUCUACCGCAGCAGACAGUACUGGAUGGGGAACCAGGACCCUGAGAGCGGUGUGGUGCGAUCUGAGGUCAAGCACGUCUGGGAGGGGUCGGACACCUUUCUGACCAACCACCAGAACGCUGCCCAGAGGGUCCUGGAUGGGAUGAACUACGUGAUCCAGUCGGUGUCGGAGUACAGCACCGGCCCCACCAAGGCUGUCGCUGCCUGGGUCACUGACCAGGUGGCACCGCCAUACUGGAGACCCAACACAGAGAUCACCGCCUGUCAUGACUGUCAGAAGGUGUUCGAGGAGGCGGAGAGGAAACACCACUGCCGAUCGUGUGGCGAGGGUUUCUGUCACCCCUGCUCCAACCACAGGAUGCCGGUGCCGGAGCGAGGCUGGGGCAGCGGGCCAGUCAGAGUGUGUAAGGCCUGCUACCGACAGGGAGGGCCAGCUGACACCAACAACCAGGUGUGUAAGGUGGAGCCUCGUGGUCUGAUAGCUCGCAGAGUGACGGAGAUGGCCCAGUCUACACUGGACAUGGUCACCACAGCUGUGGACUACCCGCUCUGUUUUAUGAAAGACGUGGCUCGGCCAGACUACUGGGUGCCAGACCACGACAUCACUCAGUGCCACCAGUGCUCAAAAACCUUCACUGCAGUGAUGUCCAAGCACCACUGCAGGGCGUGUGGACAAGGCGUGUGCGGCCCAUGCUCCACACACAUCAAGCCCGUGCCCUCCCGAGGCUGGGACCACCCGGUCAGAGUGUGUGACAGCUGCCACGCCCGCAAGGAUACUCUGUGAGCUGAACUUCCUCAGAUGAUCCACAAAAAAAAAAGGCUGUGAAGCCCGGCACUGCUGCUCCAAGAGAACAAGGAGUUUUGAUAAUGCAGCACUGAACUGGAAUCAGUCUUGUUUUCACCUGAAAAGACGGGCUGUACUGAAGCUUAAAUUGGUCCCCACCUGGGUACCAGGCCUGGUGAUUUAUCAGCUGACCUAGGAACAGCUCUCCAUCUCAUCUGCCUUCUUUUUACCAGCUGAUUGUGCAGCGGUUUCUGAGGUAAAACUCAACGUAGAUCACCUUCUGACUGCACAAAUGGGAAGCUGCAUAUGUGAUUUUAACUGACUGGAAAUUUAGAAAAUGAAGACAUACAAUUCCUCUCAACUCUCUUUAUAACAGCAGAACUUUUACUCUUAACUGCACUCAAGUGUUGUCUUCCUUGUUCCGUCAUUUGUGUUUCUCAAUUUGACCAAUUUGCUAGCUAGAAAUUAGGGCUGUCCUCGACUAAAGAAAUUCUUAGUCGACUAAAGGCCUUUACACAGCGGCGGCGUUUUUCUUUGUGCGAUUACUUCACACGUCAACAUAUUUUUCCGAACUGUCGGGAAUAUUUUCACACACAUUGUGAAUAUAACAAGGUCGAUUUUCGGAGCCUUUGCACCGCGAAUAAACGCAUCAACCAAUAACAUUGUGUGGAACCAGUUAAAGAUAUAAUCUGUAACCGUUGUCGGUUACUGUUUGUCAACUUUGAACCGCAUUCAAAGUUGGCCACAGCUCAACGAGCCGAGAGGGAUAGAUAGAGGGAGAGCAGCAAUGGUCGUGCGAGCUAUAGAGUGAGCAAAAGCAGUGAAUCUGAGAAAUAAAACGUUAUUUACAUAUUUUUUUUUACAUCGGUUACUAACUGCACAACUCCACAUAAUCCUAUGGGAAAGUGCAGAGUUGCAGGAUUUUGAAUGAAUGCAGGCUUCCUGUCUGCUGGCUGUGGCUCUGUGCUGCUCUAGUUAAACACACUGAUCGUAGCUAGUAGGGGGAUCACUGGAACACAUGCACAUAACACAACCCAUUCUCAUCCGGGAAAUACAGCCGUUUUGUACUUGUGAGUUGGUAUCAGAAGCCGAGGGGCGUGACAAAGUGGCUUCACACCUUGUGCGCUGUUAUUGGCUGUAGGUUACACCCCCACGUGGGACCCAGAGGCUGUUUGCAGACGCCCAGAAGCGUCCCGAGUAAAGCAAAAUAAGAAAGAAAGCGAAAAUACAGGCAGAGGGCUGCAGGAUCUCUGCAGAAACCGACACCACCACACACUUCUAGAGGGGCAUGAGUGAUUAUUUUUGCAUCAGUGCAUACAUUGUUUUUUAGUUAAUUCUUGGAUAUAAUACCUUUAAGGUGCGCUUAUAUUUAUGAAAGCCGAACCAGGACAGCAAACUGUAUUCAAGUCAAGUCAAUUUUAUUUGUAUAGCCCAGUAUCACAAAUUUGCCUCAGGGGGCUUUACAAUCUGUACAGCAUACAACACCCUUUACAGUACGACCCUCUCAUCGGAUGAGGAAAAAAAGAGGCUAAUUCACGGGCACGUCUCUCUAGCAGAGACACCCUGUCUGUAACAGCGGCACACUCAGCACAAACCGUGGUUAACAAGUUAGCAGAGUAUCGUUAGCCGUGAAGUGAAAAACGGCUAGGUAGGUACACCAGGCUGGACCAGACACAGGGCUAAGACAAACAGCAUAGGCUGACGUUACCGCUAAUACUAGGCGUUUCAGAAUAAAUAACAAGUCAAGAAUGGACUAAGUACAAGGAGAGUAACAGAGUAGAUAUGUAAGGGAUUGAAGGAGUAGCACAGAAAAUAAAUAAGGAUAAAGAGGAAACAGCAGUAUACGAUCUCACAGAAAUUUUGGGAAGUGCGUCACAGGAAUCUGGUCUGGGUGACAGACAAGGAUUACUCCUUUCAAACUUGACAAAGGCAACACAGACCAGAUCCACUCCUUCCGUUCUUACCUUUCACAAUAAAAGCCCUAGACAUAUAAUAUUCGCAGGCGAGUAUUUCUUAAUUUUUGUGCCGUUUAUUCGUCACGCCCCCGGUGUGUAAAGGCCAGAUCUGGAAAACUAGAAUCAGGCAAAAACACCACUUUAAAUCUUGUGUUCACCUGAGAUGUGAUCAUAAGUUUCCUGGAGAUAAGUCAUUCAGCAUGAAAAAAGCAUAAAAAAACGACUAUUUGACUAAAGAAAUCUUAGUUGACUAAGAUUAAAACGACAGAUUAGUAGACUAAGAGGGGGGCAGCUCUACUAAAAAUGAGAACAGUUAAAAGGGAUGUACUGGGAAUAGUGGGAGAUUUUAAAUUUGAGGGAUUUAUAAACUUGUCUGUUUCAGUUUCGAUCCACCUCAACAACUCGCAUCGUCUCUGCAAAGAAAAGUAGAGAUUGUGUGAGAUGAUUUUUGUUUUUAUCCUCCUCUAAAUCUCAUCUCUCUCUCUCUCUCCGGGAUAUGAACAUUAUGGACAGACGGGAAAACACAAAGAAAAAAGUAGCUUUGUGUGUGCCUGUGUUACUCUGGACAGAAAGAGACGGAGAAACACGAGCUACAGCAGUGUGUGCCUUCAUGGGAAUCUUUACUCCCAUUUCUUUGUUUUAGGGGAUUCCUCCAUAUGUGCAAGAAGUAACGAGACUAUUUGUGCCUAAUUACAGAGCAGUGUAAUCCACAGCCUCGCUCAGCUAACUCUUUUACAGUUGUAUCGAAAAUAUGGUGAAAUGGGAUGGGAAGAGAAAAUCCGUAGCACAUUAUAGACAUUCCAAUGUAUGGAAAUACCUGUGUACUACCUUUCUGAGGUUAUUAUAAGAAGUGAUGCUUCAGGAAGCUCUCUUAAUAUAUAAUGAAUGCACCUGCACUAGACUGGACAGUUGAGUUGUUUUGAUUUUUUUGAAAGGCGCUCAAAUCAUUUGCAAUGAUGAUGGAAAAAUACGCUCUGUCUGAGAGAGUUUCUCUGUUUAACGUACUGGAUAAAUGAAUGCAAUUUAUAUCUGUCUAGAAAUAAUCAAUUUUUAAAGAUGUUUUCCAGUGAAAUCUGGAAAUUGACAAUCUUGAUUUUUUUUUUCCUUUCUUAAAUCAGGCUCGUCCAAAUAAAUAAAAUAAAGGAAGACUUUGUGUCUCUACUAAUUUA